AUCCGUAUCAGCCGUCCUCCGCCGCAGUCCUUGGCGCCAGAGACGCCGCAGCAUCCCAGCCAUUAGAGUCUCCUCAGCUCGCUCCGGGUCCAUCCCUCGUCCGCUGCCUCUUCUGGCGCCAUGGCGAAGCCGUUGACGGACAGCGAGAGGCAGAAGCAGAUCAGCGUGCGUGGCCUCGCGGGGCUGGGCGACGUGGCCGAGGUGCGGAAGAGCUUCAACAGGCACCUGCACUUCACGCUGGUCAAGGACCGCAAUGUGGCCACGCCCCGCGACUACUUCUUCGCUCUGGCACACACCGUGCGCGACCACCUAGUGGGCCGCUGGAUCCGCACGCAGCAGCACUACUACGAGCGGGACCCCAAGCGAAUUUAUUACCUUUCCCUGGAAUUCUACAUGGGCCGCACACUGCAGAACACCAUGGUGAACCUGGGCCUUCAGACUGCAUGCGAUGAAGCCACUUACCAGUUGGGGUUGGACUUGGAAGAACUGGAGGAAAUAGAGGAGGAUGCUGGCCUUGGGAAUGGCGGCCUGGGGCGGCUGGCAGCCUGCUUCCUUGAUUCGAUGGCUACCCUUGGUCUAGCUGCAUAUGGCUAUGGAAUCCGCUAUGAAUUUGGGAUUUUCAACCAGAAGAUUGUCAAUGGCUGGCAGGUUGAAGAAGCUGAUGACUGGCUGCGCUAUGGGAACCCAUGGGAGAAAGCGAGGCCCGAGUACAUGCUGCCCGUGCACUUCUACGGGAGAGUGGAACACACCCCUGAUGGUGUCCUGUGGUUGGACACACAGGUGGUACUUGCCAUGCCCUAUGACACCCCAGUGCCUGGGUAUAAGAACAACACCGUCAACACCAUGAGGCUCUGGUCUGCCAAGGCACCCAAUGACUUCAAGCUGAAGGAUUUCAACGUUGGGGACUACAUCGAAGCUGUCCUGGACAGGAACUUGGCUGAAAACAUCUCCAGGGUCCUGUAUCCCAACGAUAAUUUCUUUGAGGGGAAGGAGCUGCGGCUGAAGCAGGAGUAUUUUGUGGUAGCUGCCACCCUGCAGGACAUCAUCCGAAGGUUCAAGUCCUCCAGGUUCGGCUGCCGGGACCCAGUGAGAACCUGUUUCGAGACGUUCCCAGACAAGGUAGCCAUCCAGCUGAAUGAUACCCACCCCGCGCUCUCCAUUCCUGAGCUCAUGCGGAUCCUGGUGGAUGUGGAGAAGGUAGACUGGGAUAAGGCCUGGGAGAUCACCAAAAAGACCUGUGCAUACACCAACCACACUGUGCUGCCUGAGGCCUUGGAGCGCUGGCCAGUGUCCAUGUUUGAGAAACUGCUGCCCCGGCACCUGGACAUCAUCUACGCCAUCAACCAGAGGCACUUGGAUCACGUGGCUUCCCUGUUUCCUGGGGACGUGGACCGCCUGAGGAGGAUGUCUGUGAUUGAGGAAGGGGACUGCAAGAGGAUCAACAUGGCACACCUGUGUGUGAUAGGGUCCCAUGCUGUGAACGGUGUGGCAAGGAUUCACUCCGAGAUUGUGAAACAGUCUGUUUUUAAGGACUUUUAUGAGUUAGAGCCAGAGAAGUUCCAGAAUAAGACCAAUGGUAUCACACCCCGACGGUGGCUGCUGCUGUGCAAUCCAGGGCUGGCGGACGUCAUCGUGGAGAGAAUUGGGGAAGGUUUCCUGACUGAUCUGAGCCAACUGAAGAAGCUGCUGUCACUGGUGGAUGAUGAGGCCUUCAUCAGAGACAUAGCCAAGAUCAAGCAGGAAAACAAGCUGAAGUUCUCUGCCCUACUAGAGAAGGAUUACAAGGUGAAGAUCAACCCUGCCUCCAUGUUUGAUGUGCACGUGAAGAGGAUCCAUGAGUACAAGCGACAGCUACUCAACUGCCUGCACGUCAUCACCCUGUACAACCGAAUAAAGAAGGAUCCAGCCAAGGCCUUUGUGCCCAGGACUGUUAUGAUCGGGGGCAAGGCAGCUCCUGGUUACCACAUGGCUAAGAUGAUCAUCAAGCUGGUCACGUCCAUUGGAGACGUUGUCAAUCAUGAUCCAGUUGUGGGUGACAGGCUCAAAGUGAUCUUCCUGGAGAACUACCGGGUGUCAUUAGCUGAGAAAGUGAUUCCAGCCGCUGACCUGUCACAGCAGAUUUCCACUGCGGGCACCGAAGCCUCAGGCACUGGUAACAUGAAGUUCAUGCUCAAUGGGGCUCUCACCAUCGGCACCAUGGACGGUGCCAAUGUGGAGAUGGCUGAGGAGGCCGGGGAGGAGAACCUCUUCAUCUUUGGUAUGCGAGUGGAGGAUGUUGAGGCCCUGGACCAGAAAGGGUACAAUGCCAGAGAAUUCUAUGAGCGCCUGCCUGAGCUGAAACAGGCUGUGGACCAGAUCAGCAGCGGCUUCUUUUCUCCCAAAGAUCCAGACUGUUUCAAGGAUGUGGUCAACAUGCUGAUGUACCAUGACAGGUUCAAGGUGUUUGCAGACUAUGAAGCUUACAUACAGUGCCAGGCCCAGGUGGACCAUCUCUACCGGAAUUCCAAGGAGUGGACCAAGAAGGUGAUCAGGAAUAUUGCCUGCUCUGGCAAGUUCUCCAGUGACAGGACCAUCACUGAGUACGCACGGGAGAUCUGGGGUGUAGAGCCCUCCGACCUGCAGAUCCCACCCCCCAACCUCCCCAAGGAUUAAUGACCCCACACAGUGAGACCAGUGGCUUGUUUGGCUGACUCCGUGUCCAUGCCAGUCUUCAGACACUACAAGCAGCUGCUGGUCCCUGCCAUCCCAUGUGCUGUGUUUCCAGGAGGGGCCAUGGGGAUGGUUUUGAGGACCUGGAUAAAGCAGUGUGUGGCAUCCUCCUGGUUUCUUGCAAAAGAACUCUGCUUGCAGAGUUCACAGCACAGAUGGGCAGACAUGGACCCCACAGAGGAUGAGCAGGGAGGGAAUGGAGCUGAGCCCCUGAAACCCUGCACAUAACAGAGUGAGCUUAAGUCUUUAGUUUUGAACCUUUAGAUUUGGAGUCUGAGUGGGGAUCUGUGAUGAAGCCUGUAUCUCUGUGUUUUACUAGUAGCUAGGUCACUAGCUGUAAGGUAGGGUCAAGACCAGUAUGUGACCUCCUUGGCCCUGCUGGGUAGAAUCAUUUCUUCAGGCUUCAUGCUUACAGCUUUCUGCCCUCUGCCCUUGGCUAUACUGGGAUAUGGCUUGUUGAUCCAUAUUGGCCACGCCUCUGUAGCCAUCUGUGGAACCAUGUGGAUGUCAUGUAGAACCCAGGACUUGAGGAGAGCAGCACUAAAGAGGGACCUGUGUCCCAUGUCUGAGGCCUUGGUUAAGGACUGGCAAUUCUUUCGUUAGCUUGGUGUUUCGCUUUUUCAACAGGAAGUAACACUUCACGAGGAACUGAAACUAGCUAAAGCCUUUCUUUUUUAGCAAGUAAACAUAGUACUAGGUCAGUUUGGUGUCAAGUUUUGGCUACUUUGGGGAUAGUCUGCCUGGCUGAAGAGUCAGCUGCCUGUCCUGAGGCCCUGGGCAGUGGCUCUGAGCCCCACUAACAUUCUGUCCAUGUCCUGAGGUACAUUUCCUGUUGAUUGCACAAGACCAGGUACCAUUCUGUCUCCAUUUCCAGCAGCCAAGUCUGGAUAAAGCCCAUGGGCCCAAAGAAACCCAGUUUCUACUCUGCUAUAGCAGCCUAGUGUGGAAGAGAGGUUGAGCACCCCGCCCCUCUGACUAUAGGAGCCAUGCUCCUCCCUGAGGGCAGAACCUGCUUUAAGUGCUGCCCAAAGGAGAGUGGCUUGUCAGAGAAACUACGUGGGUCUAUCCUUCCAGACGCUUCUGCCACCUUGCAUUGCUGUAACUGGCUGGGGGUCAGCAGGGGACCCCUUCACUUCCCUCAUGCCAGCAGCGUUGGCUGGGAAGUGUCUGCUUUCAGUACUCAAUUCACCGAAGCCACUGUGGUAGCUUGUGGGGUGGACAGGUUCUAGGGCUGGUCAUCGGCUGCGUGGUAGCCUUAUGCAUGAGGUCCCUGAAGCCAUGAUACAUGACCGUCACUCUACUACUUGCUGUUACCUCCUUGUGUGAGAAAUGGAUUAAACGUCUAUGCCCAUGGUUGGCCAAUGUGG
Onychomys torridus (southern grasshopper mouse) is the source of this 4076-nucleotide messenger RNA. RefSeq names its product glycogen phosphorylase B (gene Pygb). Gene Ontology annotation, molecular function: glycogen phosphorylase activity; pyridoxal phosphate binding. Gene Ontology annotation, biological process: glycogen catabolic process. The record is from RefSeq and is a predicted model, not a curated record. NCBI's taxonomy places the organism in Eukaryota, Metazoa, Chordata, Mammalia, Rodentia, Cricetidae. The transcript has 20 exons. Gene Ontology annotation, cellular component: cytoplasm. Bases 121 to 2652 code for a protein of 843 amino acids.